Rotaria sordida is the source of this 738-nucleotide messenger RNA. The record is from the annotation of a GenBank genome assembly. NCBI's taxonomy places the organism in Eukaryota, Metazoa, Rotifera, Eurotatoria, Philodinida, Philodinidae.
AUGGGUGAUAAGAAUGGACAAGUAGUAGCUGGUGGCAAUGGCCAAGGAAAUCGCUUGGAUCAAUUGAUUUUGCCAAGCGAUGUGCUGAUCGACAAAGAGACUGAUAGUCUCAUUAUUUGUGAUGGAGGAAAUCGACGAGUCGUACGAUGGUCUCGUCGUAGUGGUAGAACUCAAGGAGAAAUCCUUAUCGACAACAUCAGUUGUCGAGGAUUGGCCAUGGAUGAUCAGAGAUAUCUCUACAUCUCUGAUAUCGAAAAACAUGAAGUAAGACGAUAUCAAAUAGGAGACAAGACUGGAACUAUCGUAGCUGGUGGCAAUGGCAAAGGUGCUGGUCUUAAUCAACUCAUCUCUCCGACCUACAUCUUUGUCGAUCAACAACAAACUGUCUACGUGUCAGACUACAACAAUCAUCGUGUAAUGAAAUGGAAUAAAGGUGCAAAAGAAGGAAUUGUCGUCGCUGGAGGUCAAGGUCAACGGAGUGCUCUGACACAAUUGUCGUAUCCUAGCGGACUGUUCGUCGAUACAUUGGGUACCAUCUAUGUGGCAGACUAUGGAAAUCAUCGAGUAAUGCGUUGCCCUAAAGGAGCGAAACAGGGCACUGUCAUUGUGGGUGGAAAUGGUCGAGGAGAAAGAGUAACGCAGCUCAACUAUCCCGUUGGUUUGUCGUUCGAUCGACAUGGCAAUCUCUAUGUCGUCGAUUGUGGCAAUAAUCGUGUUCAACGCUUUUCUAUCGAAUAA